Messenger RNA from Guillardia theta CCMP2712, 426 nucleotides. RefSeq lists its product as hypothetical. The transcript has 4 exons. NCBI's taxonomy places the organism in Eukaryota, Cryptophyceae, Pyrenomonadales, Geminigeraceae. The record is from RefSeq and is a predicted model, not a curated record. The coding region runs from base 1 to 426 and encodes 141 amino acids.
AUGCGAGGCGGAGGACAGGAGGCAGCAGGGGUUGCUUUGCGAGGGAGUGUGAGCCAUGCGGUAGUAAGCGAUGAGGCAGAAGGAGGAGAAGGAGGAGAAGGAGGCGGAGGAGAUUUCAUUUCAUGGGAGAUCAGCGAGAGUCUCCGCGAGCUUCAGCGCGCGAGGAGCGCGAGGGUGAAGGAGGCGGCGAGGAGCGAUAAGGACGAGCAUGUCCUCCGCGUCAUCACGUUGGAGGGGCAGGAGCUCGACAUAUCGGUUUCUGAAGACGGCUUCCUCCUCCAGCGUACCAGCGGAGACGACCACUUCCUUGGCAAGCACUUCGAGUCCCUGCACGCACUGCUCCACACUGUUAGCAGCGGGUACAAGCGCUCGUUCCAGCAGGACCUCUUGCAGCAGCUGCAGGAUCUCGAGAAAGGGGGCAAGUAG